AUGUGUGAGGAUUAUGAUUUUGAUAAGGAUGAUAAGUGGAAUCAAUAUAUUUAAUCGGCUGAUAAAUCUAUGUACUAUAAUCAAUACAAUAAGAUCAAAGGAGAGAUUGGAAUAUUUAAAAUAGAUUUGGUAUAAAGAAAAUGUGAAUAAAAUGUACUAAAUAGACAAUAAUAAAAUAACGAACAUCAAAGAGGAAUCUAUUACAUAUACAGCACUGAGAAUAUGUUCAAAAUGUCCUUUAUGCUUUUGUUAUUUAUGUAAGGUGUAGCUUAGAUAUUUGGAUAUCUGUUCAUUUUUUUAGCAUUGUAAAGACAAUAAGACAUACACAAAUAUAAUAGAAAAGGUAUUACAUUAAACCUCUGA
This is a messenger RNA of Paramecium tetraurelia, 363 nucleotides long. RefSeq lists its product as uncharacterized. The record is from RefSeq and is a predicted model, not a curated record. The transcript has a single exon. NCBI's taxonomy places the organism in Eukaryota, Ciliophora, Oligohymenophorea, Peniculida, Parameciidae.